GCAGUGCUUUCGAUUUCAAAAAUUUCAAUUUAUUCCAAGCUAAAAAAACCUUUUUUUUUGUAUUGGAACAUAAAUUAACCCGGCAACGAUGUCUUUUAACAGUGAUUUUCGACAACUAUUAAAACCAUACUAUUGGGUUAACAUAUUGCUAAGUUUAUCGUACGUUCUCUGCAAGCGUACAUCCAUUAUUUGUAAUUAUAUAUUUCCGGAGAGUGACUGCGAAUUGGACAGCCGUGAAACGGAAAUAUUAUUUUUCCUAAUUAUAGUGAUAAUGUUGAGGACGAGAAAAGCGGGAAGCGUCACGAUGGUGAACUAUCUGUCGUCUUCGUUCGUUUAUACCAAGAUUGCGAACUUAAUUCUGUGGUUCUACGCCGACAUUAGGUACGGCCUUCCCUAUGCAGCCGCGAUCAUACUCCUGGCUCUGCUCCUCCCGGAGCCAACGUACACAGGACCGGAACACGUCACCUACUUCCGAGGACCCGAGUCCUUGGAGGACGAGUUGAAACGCAACAAGCACGCCACCUGGGUCGUGUGUCUGUACGCAGCAUGGCACCCGGCCUGCGUGAAUUUCGCACCGGUCUUUGCUGAGCUAUCUUCAAGCUAUAGUCUGGAUAAUUUGAGGUUCGGCAAGCUGGAUGUUGGGAGGUACCCUGGUUCCGGUCUUCAAUAUAAAGUGCAGGACGGGCCGACGAGUCGGCAGCUGCCCACGGUGAUGGUCAUGAGCGAGGGCCGGGAGAAGAUGAGGAGACCGCAGCCCGACAGCACCGGGAAACUUCAGAAGUUUCUUUUCUCGAUGGACAAUAUGAAAGCGGCGUUUGAUCUCGACGGUCUGUACGCGGAGUGCAAAGAGAAACUGGCUUCCUUCAGACAGAAUAAGAAGGAUGAGUAGACCACCAUCGCGCAGGUCUUAUUACUGCCCAAUUGCAACCCGUAGGAACCACACCCGCAGACGCCUGAAGAUAUGUGGUUUCUUCUUCUGUAGUUUUUGGCUCCGGUACGGUUUGUGCAUUAGCCAGUGUCAAAUAAUAAGAUUUUUAUAAUUCGUCGUUUUAAUUAUUGACAGUUUAUGAAUACUAGAUGAUGACCGAUUUUUUGAUAACGCCAUCUUGUUGUGUCUUUAAAGCGGUUAGUUGCCCUCAAUUAAGAAAAAUAGUAUUAUUA
Molecule: messenger RNA, 1161 nt
Organism: Bombyx mandarina (wild silkworm)
Lineage: Eukaryota; Metazoa; Arthropoda; Insecta; Lepidoptera; Bombycidae
Product: thioredoxin-related transmembrane protein 2 homolog
Source: RefSeq, a predicted model, not a curated record